Molecule: messenger RNA, 519 nt
Organism: Pseudocercospora fijiensis CIRAD86
Lineage: Eukaryota; Fungi; Ascomycota; Dothideomycetes; Mycosphaerellales; Mycosphaerellaceae
Exons: 2
Source: RefSeq, a predicted model, not a curated record
UUUCGUCUUGUUCAGGUGCACGCUGGCACCGGCCUCGAACCCAUCGAGUGCAGAAUGCUUUGGGAGAAUUCCAAACAUCCCGAGAGGGCAUAUGAUUGCUUGAGUUAUGCCUGGGAGUCCAACAUCAGAGACGAAAUGAUCCUGGUGGAUGGCUUCGCCUUUCCCGUCACCAAGAAUCUCUUGUGCGCCUUGCAGAAUCUACGGAAGCCGAGAGCCACGCUUCUGAUAUGGAUCGAUCAAAUAUGUAUCAACCAGGCCGAUGAUAACGAACGCGCUCACCAGGUCUCCAUCAUGAAACACAUCUUCAACCAGGCGCGCAAGGUGCAUGUGUGGCUCGGCGAGGCAGACUAUCGCAGCAGAAUGCUUUGCGAUUUUGCGAAGACACUUCGACGAGGCGAGGCCAAUGCCAGCAAACGACCUCUGAACAAGACCAAGCUCAAGGAAGCCAUACAAAGCGUGCUGGAGCGACCUUGGUUCUCGAGAGUUUGGGUUAUCCCUGAAGUAGUGCUUUCGAAACAA